UUUGUCUGCGCUGUCACAUGGGCCGCGGUGCGGGAUUUAAGCGGGUCUCCGCAGGACAUGCCGUGAGCGGCGCGCCGCAGCCCUGCCCGCAGCGGCAGCGCUCCGCCCGGCCGGGGAUGCGGCUCUAGCGGCCCCGCGAUGAGCGGCUCCUCCAUGGCGAAGAGCGAGUCCCGCACUUCGCUGCUGAAGGCGGCGGGGAGCCGGCGGGCGGCGGGCGGCCAACCCCAGCCCCGCGGCAGCCGCGUCCGGGACGGCAAAGGACAAGGCGGGCAGAUGGGGAGGGAGCUGAGCCAGGAGCAGCUCCCCGGGGAGCCCAGUGCCCGCAGGCCGCUCUGCCACCCAGGCGCUCGGGAGGACGGAGCGAGGGGCGCGGGGAAGCUGUCACAUGGACGGGGGGAGAGUCAGCCCGAGCCGGCGGAAGGAGGUCCAAGGAGAGGCAGCGGCAAGGAACCGGUGCGGACAUCCAGGCAGCAUCACCACCUCCCGCCGCACGCCAGCCACGGUCACCCCCAGGACCAGCAUCAGCUCUCAGACAGGGAUGGGGAGGAGGCAGAGGAGGACUUUUUCUUCAGUCACAGGCAGAGGUCCAGCAGAGAGUCCCUGAAGCUCUCGGAAGGCGCUUCACCUCUGUCCAAAUCCAGCAGCAAGUGCUCCACCAAGUCCAGCGGCAGCGAUCGGUCAGUGGAAGCGGAUCCCCUCAUCCAGGAGCUGCACCCCAUGCUCAGCUCGGUCUUUGGCCAGAUCCGCCAUGACGAGAAGACGAGCUAUAAAGCUGUCCAGACGAGCGAAGAGGGGUCGUCGGCUGGCGAGUACCAGGGUCCGCUCAUGGUGCUGGCCCAGAACUGCGCCGUCAUGCACAACCUGCUGGGGCCAGCAUGCAUCUUCCUGAGGAAGGGCUUCGCAGAAAACAGGCAGCCUGAUAGAGAACUGCGUCCGGAAGAAAUUGAAGAAUUAAGAGAAGCCUUUAAGGAGUUUGAUAAAGACAAGGAUGGGUUUAUUAACUGCAGGGACCUGGGGAACUGCAUGCGGACCAUGGGCUACAUGCCCACUGAGAUGGAGCUAAUAGAGCUAUCCCAGCAGAUCAACAUGAACUUGGGCGGCCAUGUGGAUUUUGAAGAUUUUGUUGAGCUGAUGGGACCAAAACUUCUAGCAGAGACUGCAGACAUGAUUGGUGUAAAAGAACUCCGUGAUGCCUUCAGAGAGUUUGACACCAAUGGAGAUGGGGAGAUCAGCACCAGUGAGCUGCGAGAAGCCAUGAAGAAACUUCUAGGGCAGCAGGUGGGUCACCGGGAUAUUGAAGAGAUCAUCCGGGACGUGGAUCUGAACGGAGAUGGGCGUGUUGAUUUUGAAGAGUUUGUUCGCAUGAUGUCCCGUUGAAGAUUAUUCUCAGCUAAAGAAGAAUCAGCACCUUAGAGAGGGCAGAAGAGGACCUGGCUGGAGCAUCUAGCCCCGAUGUUCCUACGUGAAGGUUUAUCGGCUGGCUGCAAUUAGGACAUUGCAAGAUGACCUGCUGCUCCUCCCUCAUGGUGGUCCCCAUGCCCCUCCACCCUUUCACACUGUGAAAGACUUGCAACUUCCUACAACUGGAACCAUUCCUUGAAGAAGAUUGCAGGAAACUGCAGA
Messenger RNA from Camarhynchus parvulus, 1623 nucleotides. It is a transcript of the gene CABP1, whose product is annotated as calcium binding protein 1. NCBI's taxonomy places the organism in Eukaryota, Metazoa, Chordata, Aves, Passeriformes, Thraupidae. The coding region runs from base 139 to 1377 and encodes 412 amino acids. Gene Ontology annotation, molecular function: calcium ion binding. The record is from RefSeq and is a predicted model, not a curated record. The transcript has 7 exons.